AGCCCAUCCACCUACUACCUCCUUUAACCCAACCAAAACGAGAAUAAGGAACUGGGAUUAAUCAUCAUGCCCCCCUCCAUCGGCCUCAUAAUCUGCAGCCAGCGCACUCCUCGCGCAGGCCCCCAAAUCGGCACAUUCAUCCACAAUACCAUCCGUGAAGCCUAUCCCGCUGAAAAAGCCAUAAUUACGACCAUCGACCUGGCAGAAUGGAAUCUCCCACUAUACAAUGAGUCAGGGAUGCCUUCCCGCAUCAGCUCAGCAGAUGAGUACGAGCACGAGCACACCAAGGCCUGGUCACGGGAGAUAUCGCGCCACGAGGCGUUCAUUUUUGUCACACCGCAGUAUAACUGGGGGUAUCCAGCGAGUGUGAAGAAUGCAAUUGAUUAUUUGUUUCAUGAGUGGAAGGGGAAGCCGGCGUUGGUGGUGAGUUAUGGGGGGCAUGGGGGUGGGAAGGCGGCGGAGCAGUUGAGGCAGGUGUUGCAGGGGGUGAGGAUGAGGCCGUUGGAGAGGAUGAUUGGGUUGAAGUUUCCGGAGAUGAAGGAGGUUGAGAGGGCGGCUAGAGGGGAGGAUUUGGGAUUGGAUGGGGAGGGGGGGCGCAAGAGAUACUAUGCAGGAACCACACACCCCUGUGUACUCUACACCCAUGGGCAUCUCAUGAGUGAAGCAUAUGAUUCCCUGUCUGUCACGAGGACGCUGGGAUGUAUCGUCACCUACUAUCCAAAACGUUUAUUGUAUGAUCAACCGUGUCUGAUGGUCCAUCUCUUCAUUCUCUUCUGCUCCCUCGUAGGCCUACUACCAGCGGCUGCCCCCCUCGAAACCAUAACCUGCGACAUCUGCAUCCUCGGAGGCGGAAGCUCAGGAACAUACAGCGCCAUCCAGCUCAAAGAUGCAGGGAAGCACGUGGUAGUAAUAGAGCCCAACAACCGGCUCGGAGGGCACGCAGAGACACUAUACCUACCAGAUGGGAACUACGUCGACUACGGCGUCGAAGGCGUCUUCAACAACGAGCUCUCCCGCAACUACUUCCGCCGACUAGGGGUAGACUGGAAGCCACUACUCCCACUCAACAAACGAACCGACUUCGUCGACUUCUCGACUGGGGAGCGCGUCGACCCGCCAGCAGGAAUCUUACAAGCCCUCGUAUCAACAUUCAUUUACCGCUCAUCCAUAAAGCACUGGACGUUCCUCACAAGAGGGGUAUACGACCUUCCCGACCCCGUACCAGAAGACCUCCUCCGCCCGUUUCGCGAAUUCGUCGAGGAGCAUUCCCUCGAAGCUGCCCUGCAUGUGGUGUUCCUUUUCUCCCAGAAUGUAGGAAACCUUCUCGACAUGCCCACUCUCUAUGCGAUACAAAACUUUGGAGUCCCGCACGUUGACGCUCUCAUCCACGGAUAUAUCACGCCUAAAAACGGCAUGUAUGACCUUUACAAGCAAGCAACGGAAAUACUCGGUUCGGACGUGCUGUUCCAGACAAACGUGGUUACAACAAACCGGUCCGAUUCCGGAGUGGAGGUAACAGUUCAGCAUAAGGGCACUCGAAAACUCAUUAAAGCCAGAAACCUCCUCAUAACCUUCCCUCCACUCAUGCAAAAGCUUCAAGGCUUCGACCUGGAUGAAACAGAAACGGAGCUAUUCCAGAAAUGGUUCUGGAGAACAUACUACGUUGCCGUGGUCAAUAAUACCGGUAUCCCGGACAAGUUGUGGGUCACUAAUACCGAUCCCUCCAACGGACUGGGUGCUUUACCUCGCAUGCCAUUCGACUUUCUACUGCAGUAUAUGGGAGCGCCGGGACAUUCAACGAGCAAAGACCUUAUAGCGGCGGAUUUUGCGCGGAUGAAGGCCAAGGGGACGUUUCCGAUCCAGGAUCCUCAGAUCGUGGUUUUUGGGGAUAGUUCGCCGGAGACGUUGAUGGUGUCGCCGGAGGAGAUCCGCAAUGGAUUUUAUCGCAAGUUGUAUGCGCUGCAGGGGCGGAGGAGUACGUAUUAUACCGGAUUGACGUUUUGUUCGGACUUUUCGUCGUUGAUAUGGGCGUAUACUGAGACGGUUUUGGAGAGUAUGGAUUGGGAUGUGUAG
This is a messenger RNA of Aspergillus costaricaensis CBS 115574, 2073 nucleotides long. Its product is annotated as flavin-dependent quinone reductase. The record is from RefSeq and is a predicted model, not a curated record. Gene Ontology annotation, molecular function: oxidoreductase activity; FMN binding. Lineage: Eukaryota; Fungi; Ascomycota; Eurotiomycetes; Eurotiales; Aspergillaceae. Gene Ontology annotation, cellular component: cytosol. The transcript has 5 exons. Bases 67 to 2073 code for a protein of 668 amino acids.